GACAAGAGCUACCAGAAGGGCCUCGGGCUUAUACCGCAGGGUCAGAGCUACCUGAAGGGCGUCGGGCAUAUGCUGCAGGGUCAGAGCUACCUGAAGGGCGUCAACCUUAUGUUUCGAGGUCAGAGCUACCUGAAGGGCGUCGGGCUUAUGCUGCAGGGUCAGAGCUACCUGAAGGGCGUCACGCUUAUGUUCCGAGGCCAGAGCUACCUGAAGGGCGUCGGGCUUAUGUCGCAGGGUCAGAGCUACCUGAAGGGCAACGGAGGUCGUGGUCCCAAGGCCGUGAAGUUAAUCCUCAGGAUGUCCGUGAAGGACGUCACCGCUGGGAAGGACCACAAUGAGGAGUUCAUCGCCUACGUCGAGGCCGAAGUAUCCGAGUGUCCCGCGAGGGCCGGUGAAGCAGGGUGGCCGUCAUGGGAGUUUCAGUGCGGACAGAAGGCCCCGUACCAGAUCGUGAUGCCGAUGGUGAUGCUCGGCUUCUUGGAGCAGGUUCUGCUGAAGCAAAAAACAGACAUGAUUGACAUUGAGGCGAAGGCGGUGACGGAGUUGAUGAAGCUCCCUGAGUACACGGCGGAGACCGGAGCUAUUGAUUUUCAGGACUAUUUGUACCUGGCGGAGCAGCAGAUUGCAACUCUUGCUGCAGGUGCCAGCGACUGGUGGGCCCAAACCUUGAGGGUGGCCCAGUCCGCGUAUGCCGAGUACCAGACCUUAAGCCCGGUGAAGCGGCUGAGUGUCAGUGCUGUUUUGACGCCAGAGCUGCGAGAUCCCAAGUUUCAGAAGCUGGAGCGCAAGGUGGCCUCGCUGGUGCUGGCAUCACUCCCAAAGGGGGUGAGGGACGACCUCAUCGCCUACCGCGUGCAAGGGGUCCACCAGAUCCUUUACCGCCUGAUGGUAAUCUUCCAGCCGGGUGGGGCUCAGGACAGAGCACAGUUGCUGAAGCAGCUUGAUGUGACAGAGUCUGCAAGUAGCCCAGGGGAGGCUAUAAUAUCUAUCCGCAGGUGGUUUCGCCUCCUUCAGCGUGCCCGUGACCUUGGGGUGACCUUGCCGGAUGAGUCGUUGCAGGUGAAAAGUUUGUCGAUGAUUGUAAGGCGUGUGGCUGAGCAGAACAGUGACUUCAAGUUCCGCUUGGCUUUGGCGCGGACGGAGUUGCAAGUGGAUAUUCGUCCAACUCCGGACAAUGAAGACGAACUCAGCUACGGCAGCUACCUCACCGGCAACUACGACAUCGACGACAACCGGGACUACAGGAGGAGUGCCCCACCAGCUCUACGUACCGGGCCGACAUCCAUGACUACCGGGCUGAAUGAUUCAGGCUCAGUGGGGACGUCUACAGCCCCGCCAGCUGCUACUGUGGAGACAGGUGCACCUGGAACGCACAACAAAAUGGAUGCCACCAAGGUAGCAGAAGUUCUGAAUGAGACGAACAAGAUGCUAAAGGCUUUGACAACUCAGCAGGCGACCUCGUCGGCGGCAGCUACACCUCCUCUGGACCCCAUCGAGAUGAUCCAGAAACAGCUGGACGAGGUGCGAAGGCUGAAGGUUUUGGUGGUUCGUGAGCCUCGGGAGCCGACUACCGCGUUCGAUGGUGCAGUGUCUUGGUAUGAGACUCGCUUGAAGGCAACGACCGUUGAUGAUGGCGAUCGGGGUGAUGAAGGAGAAGCCCUUUUGGAUAGUGGGGCGAGUCACGCGUUUAGGCCGCCCGUCUCGAAGGACGAGCUGCUGUCGUCGCGCAAGGUGGGAGUGUCUUUGGCGACUGGGGAGGAGCGAUCUAUCCCUCAGAACUCAGGAGGGACGUUGCUUGGUGAGAGCGAGAGGGACUCUACGAUCCUACCAAUGGGCCAGCUGGUGACCUUGCUUGGUUGCCGGGUAACUUGGACGCCCAGCAAGUUGACAGUCGUCCACCCGGUGCAUGGGCGAUUGCAGGUGAAGCUGCGUGGCCACUGCCCAGUGUUGCCGGUGACCCAGGCGCUGUCCUUGAUCUCCGAGCUGGAGCAGAAGCGGAUGGAGUCUUUUGAGCGUACAGUACAAGAUUUACAGCUCCAGGUCAAGACCCUUAAGGAGAAGGGCUUACAAAGCUGGUCUUGGGAAAGCCACCUACAAGCUUUGCGGACGAGCGGGGAUCGCACGCACUUUGCGGGCUUCCUCCACAAGAAUCCGGUUUUCUCCACCGUGAAGGCGGAAGUGUUGUUGGGAGUUCCAGAGUACAUUCCACGAGAGGACCGAGACGGAUGGAACUUGUUGAAGGGGACCCCUCUACCGCGGGCGAAGCGCAAGGCCCUCUACCAGAGCGAUGGAUGGGUUGUUCAUCUGUUCUCCGGUGACUCGAAGUUGGAGAAGGUUAAGUCGAGCAAAGAGGUGAAGGCAGGGUUUUGGGCCGAUGCCUUGACAGGGAACGAUGUGAUGUUCAAUGUGGACCUGACGGACUCCAGGUUCAUGGAUGUGACACAGCGAGACAGCAUCUUUCGGGUGUUAGCCUGGGGAGCCCUCAGCGGGAAGAUCAAGUCCAUAGUCGGUGGCCCGCCUCGCCAGUCCUAUCCUACAAGCGUCGAGGGCAAUGCCACUCAGCAGCAUUCCAAGGAGGAGCAGCUGAUUGUCAAGAUGAUGACCCUCUACUACUUAGCCCAAGAGGGGAGGACGGCGUUGUGGCACACUGGGAGACUGAGGACUAUGAUAAAGCCCCAUGUUGGUUUCUUGAUCGAACACCCGCGUGUAGAUGAAGGACCGCUUGUAUCUUUGUUUCAGAUGCCGCUGUGGAAGAUGUUUGCGCUUGACACCAUGAUGGGCGAGGUCCCGUGCCUGGUCAACGAGCGGAAGGUCACCCUGGGUGGCAACCUUAACUUGUGGCACCUACGUGAUGAACACCUUGGAGGUUCAGGCUCAGCUGAGAUGGGCUCGGUGUGGCCUGUAGAGCUAAUUGCUCACCUUGCUGGAGGGCUGAGAGCCUGGGUGGGGCUACGAAAUCAUGAGAGUUUGUUGUCGUCCUUGGUGAGAUCUUCUUGGGUGCAGGAUAAGGAGGAGCUUAACCUCAACAAGUUCGACGUCCACGACUGGACCCUUUCGAGUGAAGGGAAACGGCGGCUACCGCUACUUGCUUGUUGGGUGUUACCGGCACCCGAAGUUGAAGGACCUGACGAUGGACAAGAUUGGAUCUUGGAGGACUCCGACGGCGGCGAGGAGGAGGGGGAUGGUGAUGAUGUCGACAAGGAGGUAGAGGCCCUCAAGGAGUUAGCCGCGCCAGUUGAGUUUGUUUCCGUUUACUUAUCGCGACCGUUGAGGACCCGAAAGAAGGUUGAAGCUCUGAAGGCGAUCCAGGAGAUGUAUAUCCAGCUGCGAAGCUCCGGGUUUCCUGUGAAUCGUCUACACAUGGAUCGAGCCAGAGAGUUUCAGUCGGGCGCUUUGGAGCAUUGGGCAGCGGCCAGGGAUAUCGAGUUGACUCGUACCCAAGGUUCCGAUCCUGCUCAAAACGGAACCGCCGAGCGGGCAGUUGGCUAUGUGAAAAUGAGGAUGCGCAUACUCUUGGCCCAGGCUAAGGAGCUGAGUGGUUUGGGUGAUGAUGUCAUAAAGACCUUUUGGCCUAUGGCGGCAGACACAGCAGUGGCACAACAACAGUCUAUGGCGUUGGGUCGGAAGUUUCCCUCAGCUGCAAGGUUUGGUUCGCGAAUCUACACCAAGCGCAAGGGCUAUGGGACUGGUGGGUCCUUUGAGUUGAAGUCCAAGUGGAUUGGUGGUGUUUAUUUGGGUCCAGCUCGGACCGUUCCCGGAGGACACCUUGUUUACACCGACGAGGCUAACCUCUGGUUCACAACGAAUGUUCGCCAGUUUGAGGACAGAGCUGUUGCGCAUACCUCUGACGGCUCUGCGGAACGUGAUCUACUACCAGCACGCAGAGUGAAGGGGAAGACGUCGGUUGUGGAGCUGGCGAGUGGUGCGGGUCUGAUGCCUGGGGUGUUGCCUCUUGAGGAGGCUGAUCCCUUGGAGGAGGGAGAAUCCUUGAAGGCUUUGGCCAUGUUGGCUGAGUCGUCUGGUUCGGAGGUGGAAAUGGGUAUGGAACCUUUGAUCCAUGAUGGAGUUCACCUUUGCGAACUAGAUGGAGAGAGCCCUACGACGACCUGUACUACAACCCCGCUUAGGCAAGCUAAGGGUCUCGCUGGUCAGUUUCUCCGGGAGAAGAGGUUUUCUAUGGAAGACUGUUUGAGUGUCCUGGAGGAGGAACAGUUCAAGAAGACCCAAAAACAGCGAAGUUCCGCGUGGAAAGAGAACGAUCCGCCUCCGGUGCACACCACGUUGGGAGCCUACCAACGGGGGCCGUUUGUGGGAAUAACGAACGCCACCAAGAAGCACGAGACCUUGGCCAAGUACCUCUCCGAGUUCAUGAAACGACAUGUGGGUUCGGAGGCUUCCUUCUCGUCGUUUACGGUUGCCAAGGAUCUCUGUACUGAUGUACACAGUGAUCGAUUCAAUCUACGAAAUUCCACGAACUAUGUCCUCACCCUGGGUUCCUUCGAGGGCGGGGGAAUUUGGCAGCAAGGCACAAGUGAUGAGUUUGCUAAGGUGUCGGUUGAGUCGUCCCAGGGCGAGGUCUUGGAGGGCUUUGUGAUGCCGGUCAAGGCCAAGAUUGUUCGUGUUGAUCCUAAAAGGUUACACCGAACGAUGCCUUGGUUGGGUGGCCCCAAGUGGACGGUGAUAGCGCAUACUAUUGGCCAAUUUGGCAAACUCAAGGAUGAGGAGGUGGAAGCGUUACGUCAACUCGGGUUUCCUGUAGAUGAGGUUGGCCAAGCACAGCAAUCCUCACAGCCGGUGGUUGUUGACCUUCCUCAAGGCGCUCAAGCUGCUGUAUGGCAUCUGCGUUAUUCUCCGGUUGAAGCCGAUGAAGAGAUGCUAUCGAGAAUGUGGACAAGGAGGGUGCUGGAUGAGGAGGAGCAGCUUGCAAGGGUUGUCCCGGAGGAGCUCGUUAUGGAAUAUGAGGGUGUCUUGGAGGCCAACGCAGAGGUUGUCUUCACGGUUGCCUUAGAUGAGGUGAAGCAGUACGCUGGGCGGUGGUCAGAGGCGAUCCAUAAAGAAGCAAGAGCCCUCCUUGAUGCAGGGGCAUUGGUUCCGUUGACAGCUGAGGAACAAUCCAGAUUGGAGCGAUCUGGAAAGCUGGUGGUGCUGCCGGCCAAGGGAGUUUUUACAGUUAAGCCGCCGGAGCUUGAAAGACUGUUGGAUGAGAAUGGUGAUCCUUAUCCAAAAGGCUCUCCUCGCUUUGUGAAGCGCAAGGCUCGGCUGGUUAUAUGUGGAAAUUUCCAGGGGCGACAGGCCAAGGAGGAUUCCUACGCGGGCGGUUGUCAGAUUGACAGCUUGCGAACCAUGUUGGUUUUGGCUGCGGCUAAGGGGUGGAGCAUUGCGUCCACCGACAUUCGGAAUGCCUUUAUCCUGGCCCCGAUCAAGGAGGAUGAAGAAGAUGAUGAUGAUACCGUGUAUGGGCUGUUUCCUCCUCGAAUAUUCCAGAUGGUGGUGGUUCCUUACUGCUAUCAGCUAUGGCGAGUGGAUAGGGCCUUGUAUGGUUUUCGACGGAGUCCAAGACUAUGGAGUAAGUUCCGGGAUCGCAGAUUAAGAGCAGCUCGAGUACCGCAUGGUGAAGGGUUUCUUACUCUAAGGCAAUGCAAGGCCGACGAGAAUGUGUGGGCGAUUGUGUACCAGGAGCCCGACAAACAGGAGGAGGUCAAGGGCUACAUGAAUAUCUAUGUCGACGAUGUCCUGUAUGUGGGCCUCCCCGAGAUUAUUACGGUGCUACAACAGUGGCUGACGUCGGAGUGGAAGGCCUCAGAUUUGACAUGGGCAUCUGAGAAUGAGAUUAUUCGGUUCCUUGGUUUGGAGGUGGGUCUCUAUCAAGGAGGCGUGAGGAUCGGCCAACAAGCCUACGUGGACGAAUUGAUCCGACACCACAAGCUACAAGAUGCCAGAGGGUAUGGUACGCCCUGUCCUCAAGAGUGGCUACUGGGUGAAUGUGAAGAUGUUGAAGUUGAGUACACGGCCGAGCAGUUACGCAAGGCCCAGGUUUUGACUGGGGAGCUGUUGUGGCUGAGUGGCAGGAGCAGACCGGAUCUGAUGCACAGUGUGGCCACGAUGUCCUGCCUUUGCAUUAAGAACCCAGAGCUUGUGGAACGUAUCGGCUACCGUGUGUUGGGGUAUCUUAAGGCCACGGCGGAGGUUUGUUUGUGGUACAAGCCAGAUCUUUCUGUGGAAGAAGUUCUGGGCUAUUCAGAUGCAUCCUUUGCCGCAAGGCAGAGCCUUGUGGCUUUGUCUGUAGCGGAAGCAGAGUUGAUAGAGGCGGUGAAUUGCGUGCAGAUGAUGUUGGGCUUGGCAGCCUUUGCGGACGAGCUUUGGGCUAUGAAGACGAG
Molecule: messenger RNA, 6377 nt
Organism: Symbiodinium necroappetens
Lineage: Eukaryota; Dinophyceae; Suessiales; Symbiodiniaceae
Source: the annotation of a GenBank genome assembly